UUGUUCCUUAGUCAUGCCCGCCGCCAACCGCUUUACCAACCCCACUUGUCCGCACCAACCGGCUCUGGUUUGCCCCAGGAAAAGCGGAAAGCGGCUAAUGACACGUUUGACGCACGCCCCGUGCCUACACUUCCGCCCACAAAGCUGCCUUUGGAUUUCACACCGGAGCGCAUCCCAAUCCUUCUGACGGACACGUCCGCAAAGCCAGAGGACACCAGGGCGCUUGAAGCUGUCAUUCGAGAGAGCGAUGCAGUGGUCGUCUGUUUCGAUCCUAGGAAACCAGCUACACUUGAAAGCGUGCGGACCUCCUGGUAUCCUCGAGUACAGGCAGUCAAUCCCGAUAUUCCAAUAAUCCUGGCAUGCUGCAAAGCCGAUCGGCUAUCCGACCGCGACCCGCAGACUGUGCGCGAGCGGGUGGAGCGGGUGGCUCGGGACCUGCCCAAUGUGGAGUGUUGUCUGAACUGUUCGUCCAAGUACAACAAGAUGGUGCAUGACGUGUUUUACCACGCGCUCAAGGCGGUGCUGUAUCCGCUACAGCCGCUGUACGACAGGACGGAUCGCGUUAUACGGCAGGCGGCUAUACGAGCGCUUAAGCGCAUCUUUAUUAUAUUCGAUGCGGACAAGGACGGCACUCUGUCCGACGCGGAGGUCAACGCCUUCCAAUCCAUGUGCUUCGGCAUCUCGCUAAGCGCCGAGGAGCUUCGGGGAAUAAAGCAGGUUGUACGGCAGCAAGUACCCAACGGCUACACGGACACGGGCCUUACGCUGGAGGGCUUCCUGUUCCUGCAGGCACGUGGCCUGUUCAUUGAACGCGGCCGAUUGGAGACUGUUUGGCAGGUCCUGCGGCGAUUCGGUUACAACGAUCAGCUGCGGUUGAGUGAUGAGCUGCUGGACCGGGUCAAUGUUCACCUGCCGCCUGACCAGGUCUUGGAGCUGAGCGACAUCGCGGUGACGUUCCUGCGGCAGCAGUUCACGUUGUACGACGCACGUGACGAAGGGAUGCUGAGCUGGGAGCAGCUACAGGGGCUCUUCAGUACGGCACCGUCGUUACCCACCGAGUGGCAGAACGAGCGUGUCAACCGGCUCAUGGUUUGCGGCACGUACGGCGCCGUACACAACAUGGACGCGUUCAUCGCGCGUUGGCGCUACUGCGCUCUGACAGACCCACGGGCCACUCUGGCGCAUCUGCUGUACCUGGGGUAUGAGGGCUCGCCGGGCGAUCUGCUUGUACGGCGGCAGCGGAGACGGCCGGACAAACGUCACCGCGAAGAGCUUGUGGAGAGAACGACGGCGCUUUGCUACGUGCUCGGUACCGGCGGUUGCGGGAAGUCCACACUGCUGCGAGCACUUGCGGGGCGGAGGGCGGAGGGCGACCAGGCGGGAGGGGGACCAGGCGGCAGCGGCGCCGCGGCGGCGGCUGGCGGGGCACCGUCACUGACGGCGUUGGCGACCGUCACGUGCGACGACGGACGGGACCGCACUCUUGCGUUGGUUGAGGAGCAGCCGCCGCCGCCGCCGCCGCAGCAGCAGCGAGCCUGCUACCGCCCUUCGCUAUCUCUUCCCACCCCCCAACCACCUCUACUACCACCACCAGCACCACGAGUACGGCAAUUCCCUCGACCCCCACCGCCGCCAUCUCUGCUGCAGCAACAGCGGCAGCCGCCGGGGCUGCCGUCGAGUCAUCGUCGGCGCCGACGGCCCCCAGUCCUGGUCCCAGCUCAGCGCCGACGCCGACGCCGCCGUCGCCUGCGGCGGGCUUUUUCUCCCAGGCUGCUGCUGGUUCCGGAGCUGUGUAUAGCCUGCCGGAUUUGGCCCGUUGCGAUUGUGCGGUGUUUUUGUUUGACAGCACCAGCGCGGACUCUUGGGCCUGGGCGCACAGGUCCAUGCUUACGCUGUGUGGAUUACCGGGGUAGCUGUGAGACCCUGCCGGUGCUGCUGGUGGCCACCAAGGACGAUGUGGGCAUGAACGGCGAGCUGCGGGAGAGGGUGCUGGCAGCGAGUGGGGAGCUGUCACUGCCGGACCCGCUGCCGGUGGCGGCAGCAGAUAUGGCCGCCAUGGGCGGGGUCUUCAGGCAAAUCCUGUCCGCCUCGUUCCUGGCCCCCGAGGCGCACAUCCCCGAUACACCCGUACGUAAAGACCGACGCCGUCUGCAGCGCCGUCUCGUGGUGGGCGGAGUGGCGCUGACUGCCGCAGCCCUGGGCGGUUACUGCCUCUACACCAUGUACAUGGGCGGAACCGCUUCAGGGACGGAGGCCAGCAGCGGCGGCAAGGCCGGCGCCGGCGGCAGCGGCGGCGGCGGCUCCGCCGCCGCUAGCGGUCCGCCCGUGGUGGUUGGCGCAGGAACCGCCGCGUCAUCGGGGACGGCGUCUGUGGUGGCUGCUGAAGGGGCCGCGCUUCCGGAGGGGUCGUCUCUGGCUGAGCGGCUGAGCUCGUUGUUCUCUAUGUCCGGGGCUUCGUUCACUGCACGAUAA
This is a messenger RNA of Volvox carteri f. nagariensis, 2472 nucleotides long. RefSeq lists its product as uncharacterized. Gene Ontology annotation, molecular function: GTP binding; calcium ion binding; GTPase activity. The transcript is spliced from 14 exons. The record is from RefSeq and is a predicted model, not a curated record. Gene Ontology annotation, biological process: small GTPase-mediated signal transduction. NCBI's taxonomy places the organism in Eukaryota, Viridiplantae, Chlorophyta, Chlorophyceae, Chlamydomonadales, Volvocaceae. The annotation marks the transcript as partial.